GAUUUUGAAGGCGUUGGGUCAAGUUUUGGGAACUGAAAAGGGAAAACAGAUGAGGGACAACGUCGCCGUUCUCCGGGAGUUGGCGCAUAACGCCGCCGCACCCACCGGAAGUUCUUCUCGGAAUUUCGGUCGUUUGGUGGAGAUCGUGACCAAAUCAAUUUAGGAUCUUCUGAAUUCUCUCCUCAAUAAACUGCUAAAUGGUUGGAUGGAUUUUUUUUUUCCUUCUUUUUUCGGUUGCUUUCUGUUGUAAUUGGUUUUAGCGUGGCUGUUAAUUAUUGUUCUCUGUAUUAAUCUCACAGUAGCUUUAGUCUGAGUAUAGGUGUUUUUUCCUCGAUUAAUGUGAUUGCUAGAAGCUGAUCCAAUUUCCUAAAA
This is a messenger RNA of Momordica charantia (bitter melon), 372 nucleotides long. NCBI's taxonomy places the organism in Eukaryota, Viridiplantae, Streptophyta, Magnoliopsida, Cucurbitales, Cucurbitaceae. The record is from RefSeq and is a predicted model, not a curated record.